AUGGAAGACAUGCCUCCGCCUCCGCCUCCGCCUCCGCCUCGUAAAGCUACAAGCAGAGUUUCGACACCUGUUUUGAAGGUGUCACGUCUUAUUACCGAGUCUGAAUAUGCCCUCGGUGCUGCUAGUAGGGCGCACUGUGCGGCGGUAAAGGCAAAUGUUGAUGGCAAAAAGGCAUCCAGGGCUCCUGAUAUCGAUGCUAGUUCCAAUGUUGAUAUCGACGCUACCGAGGCGACGAAUGCUGGCGCAGAUGAGACUUCUGGCAAGAGAAUGGCGAAUGGGGUCGAUAUGCGACCUUUUAAGAAGAAACGUCUUUUAGGUUCUCUCACUGAGAUGGUGAAAUUGCUUGUCGGGAGCGAAGCCCGCCCCGAAACGAUACUCGUUCACAAAAACCUCCUCUGUGCAGCAAGCCCUUUUUUCGAAGCAGCUUGCAAGCCCGAGUGGCAGGUUGAUGAGGAGUGUGUUAUUGUCUUGCCCGAAGAUAAACCCAAACUCAUUAAGCUUCUUGUGUACUGGAUCUAUAACCACGAAAUUGUAUACUUGGCUAGCUGGAAAUCUCUCGAGCUCACGAGAGCCCUUAUCAACACAUACAUACUGGCCGAAAAGUACCAAAUGCCGCAACUACAAAACGAUAUCAUCGAUGCCAUGGUGUAUGAGAUUGUUGAAAUGGGUAAUUACAUAUUCUCACCAGACAGCACAAUGAUCUAUGAUAAUACACUUCCAAGCUCUAAGCUUCGCCUUCUCGCCGUCAAUUUCGGACUGUACAAACCACACCGUCUUUAUUUAGAUCUAUUCGGUCAAGAAAGAAUUUCCAAAGACUUCGUCUGGGAAUUGGCAGUUUCAUUUUGCAAGGACGAAGCUGCUGGUGGAAAGACAGAGAAAUUCUUAACCUCCAAUAAUCAGCACUGUGAGCUGUAUCAUGUACACGAGGAUGAGCAGCAAGGGAUGUGCACUGUCCUUAAGCGUCCACAAUAUGAUGAUCCGGAAUAA
Messenger RNA from Sclerotinia borealis F-4128, 987 nucleotides. Lineage: Eukaryota; Fungi; Ascomycota; Leotiomycetes; Helotiales; Sclerotiniaceae. The record is from the annotation of a GenBank genome assembly.